Molecule: messenger RNA, 1707 nt
Organism: Helianthus annuus (common sunflower)
Lineage: Eukaryota; Viridiplantae; Streptophyta; Magnoliopsida; Asterales; Asteraceae
Exons: 5
Coding region: 154-1542 (462 amino acids)
Source: RefSeq, a predicted model, not a curated record
UUCAAGAAACCCCAUCAUUUUACAACAACAAACCCCCCAUUCUUUCAUCAUCACUCAUCAAUCCCAAAACCCCCCAUCACUCCAUCUUCAUUCAUAUACACUUCAAAUCCCACAAACAAUCUUCAACAAACCAAAAAAAAAAAAAAUAGAAAAAUGGUCUACACAUACACACCCACAUACUACUCAUCUCUCCAAGACUCAAUAACCUCCAUCUGCAAAAACAUCCUUCCCUUCUCCUUCAAGAAGCGUCGCUUGCCCGCUAUCGCAGCCGCUGAGCAGCGCCUGUGGAAGCAACAGUCCGAUAAUUUAAAGUGGCAGCAGGAGUCUUUCCAUCAGAUUUUAAAUUUGAUGGGGUUGUUUAAAGAGGGGAUUUUGGCUGAGGGGGAGGUUUCAGCGUUUCGGGCGCAUCUUCUUGAUACGCUUGUUUCUUCGCCGUAUGAUCAUGAGCAGCCGGUGAUUUUGAGGGAUAAGUUGAUUUUCUUGCAGGAGUUAUUGUAUGCAAACUGCAUAUCAGAAGAAGAGUAUCAUACAUCAAAGACUCCAUUGUUGCAAAGACUAACAGCUCAAGGAGUCAAAAUUGACCCAAAAGAUAUAGUUCUUGCUGGACCUCAACAAAAGAACCAAAACGACGAAUGGUCAGUAAUCGAUCUAAACGAUUCAGGUGCAAAAAACAAGUCAAAGCAACAAAAGUCAACCAUCAAACAAGUCAAAGGAGUUGCAUCAGUUUUCGGUCUAUCAUCAUCAUCAUCAAACAAAAACGGAAAAGACAAGAAUGUUUCCGAUAUGGGUAUUCAAAAUCUUGCAAUAUCUCAAGAGAACCCGUUUUGGAACUGCGAAUUAAAAGAAAAAGAAGACGAAAAACCAACGAUUUUAAUGCAAGAAAGUGUCGUGAUUGAGGAGUCAGCGAAAAAGUCAAAAAGGAAACCGUUUAAGGCGCUUGACGGGUUUAUGAAAUGGAAAAAGAGUGAUGAUUUAGAGAAAGAUACGGUUCCAUUGUCGUUAAAUGAUUCGGUUAACGAAGCUUAUAGCAUACGCGAGGGGACAGAUUCUAAAAUCAAGAGAAAACUGCAUACAGAUGGUUCAUCCUCUGAUUUCUUUGUUGAUAAGGUUUUAGCUGAUAAAAUUAAGCAGGAGCUAAUGAAAACCAAAUCAGAACUUCAGUUAUCGGAUGAUCAAAUCGAAGUGAUUUCAACUCGGCUUCCGAUAGACAAAGCUGACCUUAAAAAGUUCUUCCCCAAGAAAUGGUGUGAUCAGUAUGGAGAAACUGUGUUGGAAGUGGUGAGAAAAGAGUUUAAGGAUCACGUUAACGAGAUCAAGAACAUGUCGAAUUCUGCGAUGAAGAAGAAAGAGCUGAAAAUUGCUGAGGAAAAAUGGACAACUUUUGAUGAUAUUGAGGAUGAUGAAAACUGUCAUCCGAAUCUUUUUGCUGAUCAGGCUCAGGUUACAUCUGGAUCCCAGAAAGAGGAUCGAAGCGUUCGGGUUUCUAAAGUUAGAAACAGUUCAGAUAGGUUGUUUAAGAACAACCCUUUCUUUGAUUACUAGGCCAAGAUGUGAAGUUGGCUCUUGUGUUAUAUGUUCUUUUGUUGAUGUUGUUAAGUGGUUUAUGUGAGGGUUUUAAGAACUAGUUUUUUAUCUAUAUAUGUAUUGUUGAAUUAUGUCUAGAUUUUCAGUAUUUCUCUGGAAAUAAACUUGAAAUUUGUUAGUUAA